AUGGUUCUGACAGUCGCCGACGCGAAAAAAUUGACGGUUCCACGUCUCAAGGAGGAAUUAGCGAAACGAGGAUUGGAUAGUGCCGGAAAUAAGCCGGAUCUGUUGGCGAGACUGACGGAGAGCAUCGAACAGGCCGCAGAAGACCUGAUUCUGAGCGACGUCGACGCCCAUCACCUGCUCAGUGAUGAUAUUCUAAAUGACGAUAUUCUGGAUGCUCCAAGUAUCGACGGAGACCUUUUGGGAGAGACGACGACGACGACGUCAGUUGGAGAUGUCGGAGAGGAGGCGGAGUCUGAAGUGGGCGGAGAGAAAAAAGAAGUCGUCGUGAUUGUCGACAAACCAGUCGAUGUGGAGACUGUGGAGAAGGCGAAACGGGAGAGAGCGAUUCGUUUCGGUCUUCCAGUCACGGCUGAGCUUGUUGGCUCUGAUAGUGCCAAGGCAGCACGAGCGAAGAGAUUCGAUCUCCCAGAAGACGCGAAACGUCUGGGAUCGGACGAGGCGAAGGCGAAGCGAGCUGAACGAUUUGGACUCCAAAAUGAUACGAAAUCAGCUGAAAAAGACGAUAAACUCGCCGCCCGUGCCGCCCGUUUCGGUCUCCCAGUGGGCGGAGCCUCUGGGGGCGGAGCCAAGACGAAAGAUGCGAAAUUGGCUGAAAGAGCGAAGAGAUUUGGGGGCGGAGUCGACGAUGAGGAGGUUGAAGCGAAGAAGAAGGCGAGAUUGGAACGAUUCGGUGGAGGAAAAUGA
This is a messenger RNA of Caenorhabditis remanei, 744 nucleotides long. RefSeq lists its product as uncharacterized. Gene Ontology annotation, biological process: poly(A)+ mRNA export from nucleus. The record is from RefSeq and is a predicted model, not a curated record. The coding region runs from base 1 to 744 and encodes 247 amino acids. Gene Ontology annotation, cellular component: nucleus. NCBI's taxonomy places the organism in Eukaryota, Metazoa, Nematoda, Chromadorea, Rhabditida, Rhabditidae. The transcript has 3 exons.